Dioscorea cayenensis subsp. rotundata (Guinea yam) is the source of this 1729-nucleotide messenger RNA. Its product is annotated as inositol-tetrakisphosphate 1-kinase 6. Bases 66 to 1586 code for a protein of 506 amino acids. The transcript has 12 exons. NCBI's taxonomy places the organism in Eukaryota, Viridiplantae, Streptophyta, Magnoliopsida, Dioscoreales, Dioscoreaceae. Gene Ontology annotation, biological process: inositol trisphosphate metabolic process. Gene Ontology annotation, cellular component: cytoplasm. Gene Ontology annotation, molecular function: inositol-3,4,5,6-tetrakisphosphate 1-kinase activity; inositol-1,3,4-trisphosphate 6-kinase activity; inositol-1,3,4-trisphosphate 5-kinase activity. The record is from RefSeq and is a predicted model, not a curated record.
GCAAAUAUACCGAAUGUAGAAAAACAAGAAAAGCGGUCACUCCUUCCGAGCUGUGACUGGCAGAGAUGGGCUUCGUUCGGGGAUUGCUGCUCGACGAGUCGCUUCUCCUUGCCGACGACGAGCAUGGUGAUCCCUUUCUCCCUCCGAGAUCCGCGAGAUUGCUUCGCAGGCUUCAGUAUUCUAAACUUCGUGUGGGCAUUUGUCAUCAAGAGGAUCUGUCAAGUAGAAAGGCAAAUUUUCUUGGAAGAACAGCAGCUUUGUACUCCUUAGAGUGCAUCUCUAUGAAUCCAUUAUUUAUAACUGAUUCACUUAAUAAGAAGCUACCAGCCUUGAGUGGCUCUGGUGAAACUUGUUUUUAUGUGGCAUCAGGAAAAAGUAACGAGCCUAUAUCUGAACUUAAGAAACUGGGUUGGAAGAUCAUAUACCAGAGUGUUGACAGUUUGCCCACAACAAACAAAGAUGUGCUACUUAUUAGCCAAUUGGAAGAGCUGCCAUUCAUUCUUUCUGGUUUCAAUAAAAAGGAAGAUGACAAUUUGAUUGUGGUCGGAUAUGUUAUGAAACCAUCACGGGAAGAGGAUUUUGCCAAGAGAGGUGCGUUUCCGAUGUGUCCUACUCAAAAUGGACUGAUGUUUGUUCCUCUCACGCUAGAGCUUCCUUUAGAGGUUCAAAUGAAAGCAGUUGAUGCAAUUCUUCAUAAAGCAACUGAUGAGAUCAUCAGCAUUGACAUGAGUUCUUCAGUUGAUUUACCAAAAGGAAUUUCUUUCUCUGGUGGAAUGUGUGAACUAGAAAGGUAUUUCCGGGGCCAUCCUGAAUGUUGCAUAGUUGAUCCCCUUGGUAAAAUAUAUCCACUGCUGGAUCGUCUUAAGAUACAAGGAAUUUUACUUGGAUUGGAGGACCUCAACAUCAAAAAUCACAAUAAAAUCAGAGGGCCUCAUUUUAUGAAGCUUGAUAGUCUUCAAGAUAGCAAUAUUGGGGACUUACUAUUACAAUCCAAAUUGUCUUUUCCUGUCAUUUUAAAGCCUCAAGUUGCAUGUGGAGUUGCAGAUGCACAUAACAUGGCAUUGGUGUUUAAACUUGAAGACUUUCAGGAUUUAUCUGUUCCACUUCCAGCUAUUGCUCAGGAAUAUGUGGACCAUGGAUCUCUGCUGUUCAAAUUUUAUGUACUGGGGGAUAAAGUUUUCUAUGCUAUCAAGAAGUCUAUGCCAAAUGCCAAUGUCUUGGUGUCAUCAUCAGAAAAAACCGGCUUCUCUCCGCUUCAAUUCAAUAGUUUGAAGUCUUUGCCUGUCGCUAAAGAGGACCAACCUUCUUCAGAUGUUCAGAAGAUUUCCGAGCAAUCUCUGGAUUUGGAAUUAGUUCACCAAGCUGCAAAUUGGUUAAGAACAACCCUUGGUCUCACUAUCAUUGGAUUUGAUGUUGUUAUACAAGAAGACAGCGGUGACCAUGUCAUAGUGGACCUAAACUAUCUUCCAUCUUUCAAGGAAAUUCCCGACUGUGAUGCCAUACCUGCAUUUUUUAACGCAAUUAAGCAUGCAUACGAGUUAUGGAAAACAAAGCUGGUGACCAAAAAUCCCUCCGAUGCACUUUGAAUUGAUGAUCAAUGAUAUGCUAACACAUGAACAACACAGUAUGUUUUGUUUUAAAUUUUGAAGCAUGUUGAACUUCUGAAAAUUUUUAAAACUUCAGAAUGGGAAUAAAUUUUCAGGAACAGGAAGUUGGCUUAUUUGCUUCA